CAUGGGCCAGAUGCCAUGAUCCUGGUGGAUGGACAACCUCUACAGACAAACGGAGAGCUGGGUCUGUCACAAAUGCUUCACAUAGCGAGUCAGAUUGCAGCUGGAAUUAUCUACUUGGCGUCUCAACACUUUGUGCACCGUGAUCUGGCAACCAGGAACUGCCUGGUUGGGAAUGGCCUGCUGGUGAAGAUUGGAGAUUUUGGCAUGUCCAGAGACAUUUACAGCACAGAUUAUUACAGGGUGGGAGGUCACACCAUGCUGCCUAUCCGCUGGAUGCCCCCCGAGAGCAUCAUGUACAGGAAGUUCUCCACAGAGAGUGAUGUGUGGAGCUUUGGAGUCAUUCUGUGGGAGAUCUUCACUUACGGCAAACAGCCUUGGUUCCAGCUCGCCAAUAAUGAAGUGAUAGAGUGUAUUACUCAGGGGAGGGCACUUGAGUGCCCCAGGCUGUGUCCCAAGGAAGUCUACGAUAUUAUGCUGGGCUGCUGGCAGAGGGAGCCACAACAGCGCCUCAACAUUAGGGACAUUCAGAAGAUGCUCAUCUCUUUAAUGAAAGCCACACCAGUCUAUCUGGAUAUACUGGGAUAGGAAUGGAUAAAAGGUGUAUUUCGGGUUGGACUAAAUCAUUAUGUUAACAGAAACUCGUACACUGGAGGUAAAUUGAUUGCUUUGGAGGCACAAUUUGCUAUGGAUUCACAACAUAGUCUCUAAUGGAACCAUGCGAAGUAGAAUUAGACAAUGAACUGUAUCUUGUAUCCAAUUACCUGACCUGGAUUGGAAUUACUUAAAGUUGAGUGAUGUGUGUUUAGCUGGGUUGGAAUGAACGGGAUUACACAAAAGGAAAUGAAAAGCAGAUGGCUUUGGCCUGCCUUCCAUGACUGGGUCAGGUCUUGCCCCUUUUCAAAAGAACUCAUGGCUACAAGGUAUUGCCUAUGUAGUACGGAUUGCAUUAAACUGGGAUUAACUGGAUUAACCUGAUUGUUCGGGUCUGGUUUGGUUUUCUUAACCUUAUAAAUUAGGUGUUACAUUUUAUCCAUGAUAUCCUAGCCUAUGCAUUCUCAUUUCACCCUGUCUAGAUCAGUACAGCUUUGUUUCUAUCCUAGUUUUUUCUAUCCCAGCCUGGCCAAGUCUGGUAGAGUCAGUUUAGCUUUUUUUUAAAUAUCCAUCCCUAGAUUAUAUUGAUUUCACUCGAACAUGAUUUAUUUAUGUUCCUUUAAAUCAAUGACAGGAUGAUGGGUCAGUCCUGGCUUAAUUUAAAGUGAAUGCAGUAUUCACAUGACCAUCAGUAAUGUUUUUUACCAUUCCUCCUCACUGUUUUUCAUGAAGACAUUGAGGAAGCAGGUCAACAAGAAAGAGCAAGUGUAGUUAAAUCAGAUAAGUAUUCAUAUAGCAGCCACUGUGUGCUUGUCCAGUGUAAACAUGCUUCAGCAUCUUCAUAUACAACGCCUACAUAAAUACUCCAUCCAGUCUGAAUCUGAUGUUGGCCUACUAAGUUGUUAACUAGUGCAAGAACCUAACCAGACCCUCCAUGACUGAGCCUUGAGACACGGCCUUAGUGAUUGUCUAUUGCCCCAGAGAUGGAUCAAAGUGCCUCCUACUACUUUCUAAACACUGGAAACAAAAGGAAAUAGUCUUAGAAAAAGCACUUUUACUUAGUUUUUUUACUUUUACCUUUGUUUACCUGCUUAAAAUGUACCCUAGCUGUAAACUAUUCUUGUUUUUCUAACGAACAAAAAUGCUCAAAAACAUGAAAAAAACAUUUUGAAUGAUUCAGAAAAAGUAAACUCUCUCUCUCUAUAUAUAUAUAUAUUUACCAAAAAUGCCCCAAACAAAGAUUUUGUACCCAUUACAGCUUGAUAAGAACACCCAACUACCCAAGAUGGAGUAACAUUUUCUGUUCUUUUUUUAAAUACAUAUUUUUUAUUGCUUAUUACCUGUAUAUUUUUUACAUUUAUUUUUUAAUCAAAGAGUGUACCUCUGCCAUGCUCCAAAGCCAUUGGAAUAUUCUGCCAUUGGGUAGCACCAAACUUAUCACCAUUAAGGAUUACAUUUAAAAAAAAGUGUGUUUUACCCAGGAUCCACAUUGGAUCCUACACAAGAGCAACAAGAACUUUAUAACAGAAACUGUUCAUGAAAAACACCAUGUAACUUAAAUAAUGUAUCAAGGCUAUUUGUCUUGAGAUAUGUCAACUGAUUUUGUUUUACUUUACUUAUUUUUAGCCUCUUAAUGUGUUGUCAUUUGGUGAUGUCAAAGCCAGUAGAUAUUUUGAUAAUCUUUCUUUCCUUUGUAAUAUGCUAUUAACAUUUACUUUAUCUUGCCACAGAAAGUCUUUUUAAUAUAAUACGUGUUUUGAAUUUAAAUAUUGUACCUUUAGCUAAUCAUUUGAUCGAACUGUAUGUCAGGACAGUAAAGGAAAGAUUUUAAGUUAACUGGCCGUUGUUUUAGGAUUGACUAUUGUUAGAAACGUUAAUUUUAUUAUUUACUUUUGUUGCCAUAGACCACCCUAGGUCAGAUUGAAAUCUGUUUAAUUUUUGGGUGUCCAGUGUUUUAAUCCUUAUUUUGCAUUAGCACUGUAAGUAGGGGCAAGCCUAGCUUACACAAGAGGAAAAAUAUUCACUUUUACCAAACUGUCUCAUUUAUCAUUUUUUGGUUCCUUUCUUUUCAAUUUUAUCGAACUAUAGAUCGCUCAUGUAAAUCUUUCAUGUAAGCUUUGCCAUUGGAUCUGCAAUUAAUUUUGAUGACCUUGGUGUUCACAGUUUUGUGACACACACAUACGCACAUCACAAUGAUUUGGAUAAUUUAAUUUGGUUAAAUGCUAAAUGCUAAAUGUCACUGUUGCUAUUGUCGAUAUUCACAAAACUCAAAGUCUAACAACAACAGGGUACAGGCAGCGAAUAAAAUAUCCUGACAGCAACUAUCUGAUCGUAGUGUCAACUGCUUAUUUUACACACAGGUUCUUGUGCUAGCUGUUCUCAUAGCACCACUAGCAACUAUUGUAUAAUGUUACAAAGGAAGAAACAAUCAUAACUUCAAAGACAGAUCAUUAUUACCGACAUUAUCUCAAAUCAAGAUAAAUAUUAAAUAAAUACUUUGGAGGGGCUAUUUCAAUGCACACAUAGGGACUUAUUACAAUGUAUUAUGUUACAAAUAACGACAAUCAAAUAGCAGCCCUCCUAUCCAUCAGCCAUGAAACUCACAGUCAGCGGCAAAAUGGACUAGGACAAUGGGGACAAGGUUUAUCAGUUUAUUAAGGUUUAACAGCUGUGUCUGAAAGCUGUGAGAAAACAAUGUGUAAGCCACUGUCAAUCAGUUGAGGUGACUAAUGUUUGAUUGCUGUUAUUUCAGAAGUUUCUUCAAUGUGUCUCUGUGCUAUAACAUUGGACUCCAAACAAUUUACAUGAAAGUUAUAAUGGUUAGAAAAAUAUCAAGAUUAAUAUUUUGCUGUAUGGGCAGAUUGUAUGGAUAAACCUGAUCGCAAAUGUUGUCCCGAAUCUCUUAAUACCUGUGUCUGACAUUGAGUUUUUAGUGAAUUAUAUGUUCAUUUAUUGAUAACAAUCACGAUGUCAAGAUUAAAUAGGACCAACAUUUUACAGCAAAGGUGCUUUCUGUGAAACCUUGUCCAGAGGGCAACCAGUCUGUUUCUCUUUCUUUUCAAAGCCAUUUCAAGACCUACUGAAUGAUACCAUUACUACUGUAAGUAUUAGUGAUUCUGAUUACUGAACUGUAACUGUAACCUCAUUAAAUGGUUAUUUUCUGCUAUGAAAUUUUAGCAGGCACAGGAAACUAACUCGCUGCAGAAGUAGUGCAACAGUUCACUUCAUGUCUUUCACACUACAAUGGAAAUGAAAAACACACAUACAAUAAAAAGAAAACAACAACAGCACACAAAAAAAGAAAAAAAAUAGUACAAACAAACCUGUACACCCACUCCCCACCCAGGUAGCCUAAACAAGUUCUGUAGUACAGUAGUUGUGCUGUGAAGCUACAGUGUGAUAUCAGACAGAGAAGGGACAGGCAGAGGACCAGCUCCAAAGAUUGCUGGAGGGGGGGCAUGGUUGUAGUUUUAUCUCCAGAACUUUAGUUAGAAUGUCAAAAACUUAGCACCAGAAAUGCCCAAGUUUUGGGACAGUCCCAUAAUGUGUAAUAAGCCUGCUUCUGGAUAACCAUAAGUAUUGCAGAUUGGGUCAUGAUCUGGAAAUAAUUUAGCUAAUCUGCUUUUACUGAAAUGCAUCCUAUGGACAACUUUAAACUGAAUUAGACUCAAUCUGGCACAAGAUGUAGAGGUGUUCACCUUGUUCAAUGCACUUACCCACCAAUCCUCUAUUAGAUUCAUCUCCAAUUCUUUCCCAUUUCGCUUAAAUUAAAGAAAUAAUAUCAGUUACAGUCAUAAUCUGAGAGUACAUUUUGAAAUCAGUCCCCUCUGAGUUGGGUUGUUUCUAGAAUGUCUUACAGGGGAGGUUUGGGUAUGGAGGGAACUGUUUCUGUACAAAGUGAUGGAUCUGAAAGUACCUGAAAAGGUAUGAACGUGCCAGAUCAUAUUUCUUACAUAAGGUAUCAAAGCUGGAAAACUGGUCACCAUCAUCAUAUAGGUCUAUGAGGCACUUCAGUCCCUUAUUUCUCCACUGAAAAACAGUUGCAUCCACUAUAGAAGGUGGAAAGAGGUGAUUAUUACUGAUAGGACCCAGAGAAGAGGCUGUAGAAAAUUUUAAGUGAAGGCGAAAACAGACAAUAUUAUGUAGUAAGUUUGAUUUCAUUAACUAGUCGAAACUAGUCAAUAACAAGUUAGCAUCAUUUCCCAGAUCAACUGAGCCUCCUCUCUGAAAUGUGUCUAGGAGAUUAAAGGAGAAAGUCUACUGAAUCUGAGUGUAACUAGCAUAAUGCUGUUUGGUUUAAUCAAGUAUGACUUGUGAGACAAAGUUUCCCCUCAUAUUUUAAAUAUCCUGUUCAUUGAAUUUUAACAUUUUACAGUUUGUAACAGUGUAACACUGCCAUUUGUAAUAAUUGUAGAAUCUACUUGUUGUUAAGUGACCUUG
Messenger RNA from Paralichthys olivaceus (Japanese flounder), 5031 nucleotides. The record is from RefSeq and is a predicted model, not a curated record. NCBI's taxonomy places the organism in Eukaryota, Metazoa, Chordata, Actinopteri, Pleuronectiformes, Paralichthyidae.